Molecule: messenger RNA, 1533 nt
Organism: Rhopilema esculentum
Lineage: Eukaryota; Metazoa; Cnidaria; Scyphozoa; Rhizostomeae; Rhizostomatidae
Product: BRISC and BRCA1-A complex member 2
Biological process (GO): double-strand break repair
Cellular component (GO): BRCA1-A complex; BRISC complex
Source: RefSeq, a predicted model, not a curated record
UGGCAGUUGUGUCUUCUGUGUCCCUGUGGAUGGCCUAAGUUUUGAGAGAGAAAUAUGAACAACUUUUGAAGAUGCAUUCUUAGGAAGAGUUCAUGAAUGGUCAAAUCAACAACUUGCAUGCUUGUAGUCCAUAAGUGGCUGAACUUCACUUCGAGCCAAUCAAGGCCUAGUCAUAGUUACAAUGCAGGAACAAUUUCGGCUCAUUGCAGAUGAUUUGCAGCGCAUCAGAGUGGGCAUAAAAGGGAAUCCAUUUGUUGUGGACGAACUUAAGAGUGGGUCACUUUUGCCUGAAGAAGGCUGUGACAGAUUUAAUUUGUCAUUCCAGCUUGCUGAAAAUACCAUCAAAUGGGAAGUUAUUUUUGAUAGAAACGAGCCAAAUUUGCCUCCUGAUGUUGUGUUUGGUCCUGAUGAUGAAGACUUUUGUCCUGAUCUUAAUAAGCUUAAAGGUUACUAUGAUUGGGACUACACUUCAGAAACAUGUUUAUCUGACAUGUUAAGUAGUCUUUUUGGUCACUAUGUCCAUCAUCAGAGGCAUGGCAUUUCGACACUCCCCGUUUUGAGUGAACAAUGGAAGGAACUUUGUGAAACCAGCAACUACACAGCAAAGUGUGAAACAUAUCACAGUACAAAUGGUUUUGGUACCCAUAACGCUUCAGCAUCUUUCUUAUUUGAAUUCAUAAUAGACACAUCACGUCUUCCACCCUAUUUAAUCAAGGAAAAUCUCGGAGAAGAUAGUGCAGCACUGCAUAUUUCCUUUCAGCCUCCAAACUUUUCAAAAAUUACUCCACAGCUUUACCUAUCUCCAAGGUUAAGGAACGCUGUUGGUGGAUCUUCGUCGUUGAGGCUACCACAUUAUGGCUCUUCAGAUCUGAAAUCAUACAUUGAAAAGAUUGACGUACUUCUCGCCAGCACGGUGAGAGAUAUUUCAGAACGUUUUGAAAGAAGGAAAAUAUUAGUUGCAAAAAUAUUAUCUGAGUUUCACGGUGCUGUUAUUGAAUACGAUGCGUCAGGUUUCAAAGAGAUUUCCCUGUUGCUUAGCCAUUGCAAUAUAUUUUUUAUUCUAUACGUUGUACUUGGAGACCGCUUUCCAGAGUCGCCUCCUGUUCUAGUCGUACAAUCAACGUACCAUAUGUCGGAUAAAGGACCGUAUCGGCAAACGUAUAAAGAAUACCCGUACAGUCCACGCUGGGAUUCAAUAGAGAUAGUUGAAGCCAUAAGAAAAUUCUUAAACAGAAUGAUUCCAGAAUUCAAGAAAGAGUCAUUUCGAAUUGGACUGUAAAGCCACUGGUUGCCAGUUACUGUACAGGAUCUGGGAAAUAGCAUUAAAUUCAGCAGACUCAAAGGAUAAAGUACUUUUCAAUUACGAAAUUUAUUGCAACUAAAAUCACUAAUAUACGAGCUCCUGUCUGCAUUUAUAAUACCCAAUUCUUGCUUAAGUUUUAGGUCUUUUUUUCCUCCAGGUACAAUUUUAUACAUAAUUACAUUUAAGAUUUUAUUGCUUUCAUGCACAUAGCAGAUUCAAGCAACAAGCAA